UGUUUAAAAAUAAAGGGGGGGCGGGAGCGCCCAGGAAAAUCCGGGCGCCCGCGGGGGUGCCGGCCGCUCCUCCCGCCGCCCCGCGUCCCGGCCCGCCCGCGCCAACCCCCCCGGCGGCCCGCAAGGGGGCGGGGGGAGGCGGGGCGGAGGAGGAGCCGCGGGCGCGGCGCCGCGCUGUCCCCGGCCGCCGCCCGCCCCACUCCGCACCGCAUGUAAACAGUCCCAGCCGGCCCAGCCCGGCCCCGGAGGAGCCCGCGCAGGCCGAGCCGAGCGCCGCGCUGCCCGCCCGGGAGGAGGGCGCCGAGGAGCGGGAGGGCGGGCGGCGGCGGGAGGCGGGCGCGGGGCCGCGAUGGAUUUCCAGCAGCUGGCCGACGUUGCGGAGAAAUGGUGCUCCAACACGCCCUUCGAGCUCAUCGCCACCGAGGAGACCGAGCGCAGGAUGGAUUUCUACGCCGACCCCGGCGUCUCCUUCUAUGUGCUGUGUCCGGACAACGGCUGCGGCGACAAUUUUCACGUGUGGAGUGAGAGCGAGGACUGCCUGCCUUUCUUGCAGCUAGCACAGGAUUACAUCUCCUCCUGCGGCAAGAAGACGCUCCACGAAGUCCUGGAAAAAGUCUUCAAGUCUUUCAGACCUUUACUGGGGCUUCCGGAUGCAGAUGACGAUGCAUUUGAAGAGUACAGUGCUGACGUGGAAGAAGAGGAGCCAGAGGCGGACCACCCCCAGAUGGGGGUCAGCCAGCAGUAAAUCUGGGGGCUCCCCUGAGAAGGAGAGUGAGCCCCACAGUAACCUAGGUGGGGUCACUGCCCCUCCUGGGUUAGCAUUUUGCAUUAGCACUUCGAAAUAGGACAUCUGGCUCCCAGCAUCCAAAUUAAAAUGAAAUACCUUUUUAACGACCACAAAAUAUCUGUGAUGAGCUUUGCUCAGAAGUGACCUGAAUUUCACUCCCGCUUCAGUGGGGUUUCUAUGGAGUUGUCUUGGUAGCCUUUGCCAUUUUGAAUUUAGAGUCCAUUUUGUGGCUGACUAUUCUCUUAAGUUUAUGUUGGAGAAUUAACAUUCGCUGACUCGAAUGUAGAGAACUCUGAAUGUAUUAAGGAUAUGUUUUGAGUCCUCACAGGUGACCUUACUGAGGGAAAGCAUGGCAGAGAAGAAAUGCAGUCUGCACUUUUUAUGUACUUUUUAAGUGUCCGUAAGUGAAAGGUUUUGCUUAUAAAGCAUGAAUUUUAAUAUCUAGUUAUUAAACUGCACAAGUGCAAAUACAAGGGCAGGAAAGGAUAAUCACUUAGCUUUGGACUAAGAGGGUAAGAGAGGCCCAGAAGCCUUUAAGUGUUUUGCCAUUACCGAGUUACCUGGGUAUGUAGCGACUGGUUCGUGGUUAGGUGUAAAUGUUACUUGCUUGUUCGACUGUUUCAAAACAUGCUAAUUCCAAAGCCACUUUUAAAGUCUAUAGUGGAAAAUAUAGAUGGGGUGAAAGAUAUAAUUUAUUGAUUUUUAAAGCUGUUUAUAAGCCGUCCCACGUAUAAAAUGAAACAUUUUACCUUCUCUCUUUCUAAUGAGAUGGCCACUUGUUAAAUCAUGAAAACAUCCAGAAUUCAAGUGCCACUUAAACUUUGAAGCCAUAGAUAAAUUUGUUAGAAAAGUAAACCAGGAUUAAAAGUUUUUAAAAAUAUGAUAGAAUCCUUCUUUACUUUUUAAGUCUUUUAUUUAAAAAAAAGAGUCAAAAAAAAGGAUUCCAUUGUGUAAUUUAUUUAAAAAUUUAAUCACAUAUUUCGAGGGACUUAAUUGUGGUGUAUUUAUAAAGGGACAUGAAGGUAGGAAUCUUUUAAUCGUGGGUUAGCUUGGUUAACAGGGAACGUUUUAAUAAUCAAGAUACUCAGACAACUCACAGAAACAACUUCUGUAAUAACUGGAAAUACUGCUGUUAUCAUUUAGCCAACAAUUACUUACUGGGGACAUCCUUUGUAAUGCUAACAUGGAAUUAUUCCUGGACCCUUCUGCAUCCCUGGUUUUAGUUAACCUAGGAUGCGGAAUGCCUCCUUUACAACACUAGAUUAAACCUAGCAUCUGGAGUGGGUACGUUUAAACAGUCACACAUGUGCCUGUUAGGUUGUGAAAGUUUUGAAUUAAAAACAAGCAGUAGCAGCAGAGGCCACAGAACUUAUGGGAGUCUUGUAUAUCUUCCAGGCAUGUCGGUGUAAACCUGAUUGUCUCGACAUUUUCUGUUUAAUUGAUUGGUGCUGUGAGGAGUUCGGCUGCUCGUGGUAAAACAGCGUACUCCAGUUUUAAGUCAUCGGGUAAAAUAAUAGUACAGUGAUUUCCAUCUGUGCUUCAGUACCCACUUUGUGUUCUUUUCUUGAAAAGUCAUACUAAAGGUUAAUUUCAAGUAAAAUGAAUUUCCUUCCAAGUAGCCUAUUAGUAAAACACAACUUAGUGUUUCAUCCAUUGGGGUGAGCAUAUUCUGCCCUUUGCAGCCCUGCCUGUGUUCUGAUUGGCUCCAUUCAUGAGCAAAGGUGAUUGUGAGCUGUGUAUUACAUAGGUGUCGCCCAGGUUUCGUAACCUCCAUUUUAAUGCAGUAAGCCGCAAGAAUGACUUCUGCAAGUGAAAUGAGGAAGCUUCACUAGCUUGCUCCAUUGGAAGGUAAACUGAAAUUUUAUACGUUGAAGCUUAAAAUCUAAAUUUACGUAUGUUUGGAAAUGGAAUGGACAUUAACAUAAAAUGUAUUUUAUCAAAAAAGUAUUUAGACUUUGACCAAAUACAUGUUGGUAUUAUCAUGUUAAUGUUCUCUGUUUAUAAAAAUUGAGUGGAGAUAGACUCGGCCAUUCUGUGGGCUGAUGAGAAUUCUGGGCUUUGUUUUGCACCAGGGGUAGGAGACAGAGAACAUGUCUGUAUGUUACUUAAUUUCCAUAGCAAAAUCCCAAACAGCAUUAGCAGAUCGAAUUGUUUCUUCUAAAACUUCCUUUUUCUGAAUGGGUACACAUCCCUUCUCGUGCUCACACACUUGCCCACACACUCACUUCUUCCUGCGCUGUGGCUGCUCUAAGCAGGGCUGCGCAUGGUGCAAAGCUGCAGUCAGUGAGCCUGGCAGCCUGUGGUUUCUGUUAUGGAAAUGGUUCCAUGGUGAAACACAUCCCUGACCCUUCACAGACUUACACAUUUACUCACCAGGAGGUGGCAGCGGUGUGGGAGGAGGAGUGUUGACCUUGGACGCAGGAGAGACACCUGGGUUCUAGUUCAAGUCGGCCAAGGACUGUGUGACCUUGACAAGUCUAACUGGUCUGUGAACAAGGGGCAUUUGCCCUUCCAGCUGUAAACACUGCCCUUCUGUGCCUGCCUUAUGUGUGUGUGUGAAUAAGGAGCAACAGUCAAGGAAACUUUUAGGGAUUUGAGAAGAAAAUACAUGUGGGAUCUUGCCAAGGUGCUGCCUUUAGGAUGCUGACCCCCGCACUACCUUAGAACAUGUUGGUCUGUGAGUGCCCAAGCCCCUGAGGGCUCGAUCUCAUGGGGCUGAUGAAAUUCUCUUCCUUAGAGGAAAGGGAAAGGUGAGGCCCCAGAGGACUUAUCUCAGCUGUGCAUGCUCUGCCUGUGGAGACAUGGCUUUUCUUUGUGCUGUGGCAGACUGGGGCUUUGGAAGUGGUGUAUGUUUAACUUACAGAGAGUGAGAGAUGUGUAGGAAGAAUAGCUGGAAGAAAGUGAAAGAUGAGUGCCAGUUACUUUUUGCCCUGUUAUCCAGUAGAGAGAAAGUGACAGUGAAAGUAAAGUGAGAGAGAAAGAAAGAGUGUGUGUGUAUAUGUGAGAGAGAGAGAGAAAGAGAGAGAAUGAGGAAUGCUUGAUUGCUUGUUGUUCACUGGGCCAGCUCUGAAAUCCAAAAUCAUGCCUUGAUAACAUUACAAAACCGUGAUCCUGGGUUUGAGUGAAUCCUAGAGACAUUGUUCUUAUGGCUGCCUGGUUUCCGCAGCCUGAUCACCAUAUCGAGCAGACGUCAAGGAAUCAGAGUGAAGUACGGAGCCAGGGAGGGAGGUGAGGCCCCGUGUAGUGCCUGUCACCACUGUGGAUUCACCUGCACUCAGGUGUCCACUCCUGUCUCCCAGGCCCAAAGCAGCACAUGGUGCAAUUUGUUUUUCCACAGGCAGAGCGUGAAAAGUCUCUUAUGUAGGGAUCCUCCUUGUGUCCUGGUGCCAGAAUUAGGUUUCCAGUGUACUUCAACGAAAACUUCUCUCCUUUAUAGUUGCUGUCAUCUUUCAUGUAUAAACAGAAACCGUCUCUAGCACAAUAUAUUUCUGAAUAUUGUUUCUGUUUCAUAAGAGCACAAUGUACGUGGACCUAGGGGAGCUGUGGUCCCAAGUGUCAUUGGAAUUUAUAUUUUAGGAAUAGGCUUUGCAUGUUAAAAUUCACAAGUUGGGACACUGGUAUGAACAGAUCUGAUUUCUUACAGAGAGGCAUGAAGGAAUAGGCGGGACUUAACUUGGGGUGGGAGGAGAUGAAUAAGGGAGAAUGGGAGAGUUGGGGUCUGACAGUUACCACCUGAGCCCCAGGAAAACUGUUUUCAUUUUCACGGCUGUCUCACUGGGGGCCUGCUUUCCUCAAAGGAACUGACUGUAUGUUGAGAGGCAAUGCCUUGUGUUGGCAUGGCUUUGCCACUUUAAAAGUGCCCCCCAGCCAAGGAGACCAACACGAACCCUGCUUAUCUGGUGGGGCUCUUUCCUUCAGUAAAACCAGCUGCCAGCCUGAGAAGCCUGUCUUUCCCAAAUGCAGGCAGAUCUGAGAGGGGCUCCAGGCACCUGGCAGGUAAAUCACAAAGCAAACUUGGGUGUCCUUGGCAGCGGGGAGGAAGCAGGAGUGCCCCUCCAGGCCAGAGAGCAGGGCCAACCUCCUCACUGUGCUUCAAGGUUGUAGAAAGAGCACAAUUAAUGCUUAAGCGAUCACAGACCCCUCUCCCCUGCAGUGGGUGUUAGCUCCAAAGAGAUGCCAUUGCUGAUCACCCAGUCUUCGGAGAAGCCUAAAAUUUCUUUGAAUUAAAAACUGAUCCUUUUUCAUAAAGACCCAGUCACUUCUCCCAGUUUGGUGAUAACAGGUAUGACACAAGAAGCUGAAGUCUUUUAGAUUUUAUAGAGAGUAAUUCUGAAACCUGCCAGAAUGCUGGUAGCCUGUGGUGUCCAUGGCAAUGGGUGUCCAUGGUAAAAUAUCUAUAGCUUCUGCUCACUGGGCAAAUUGUUAAAUAAUAUGUUGUCUUUUAUAUUUUUAUUUAAAUCUGGAUUACGAAAAUAUAGUACCCAUGAGCAUUUCAUGUUAGAAACCCCAUUUAAAGCACUGUAAGGCUGAAUAGGCACAAGCGAUUAAAAGUAGAUGCCAGGCCACAUAAAAAUAAAUGUUUUAAUUUACUUAGAGCUGUAUUCAAGUUGUUUGAUACCAGACAGAAAGCUGACAGUCUGUUCCUUGUAAACUGCCUUUCCCUGUUUUUCUGUUUUGUUUUGUUUCUCAAGUUUCAUUUUUUACUAAGCCCCUUCUGACACCUAGGCAGAUAAAGAUAAGAGUAGUGCGCAGUACAAAUGUCAGCUCUGAAGAGGAGGAAGUAAAUCUUCAAUGCUAGGGCAGAUCUUCACUAUCCAUGAUCCAGUCUUAAUUUGAGCAUGAGAGCAAAAUUUAGUCAUCUACACAAGAAGCAAAAGCAAGGAAUAGUUGUUGGGUUUUGGGUUUUUGUUUUUUGGUUGUUUUUUUUUUUUUUUAGGCAAGAAGUGUUGCCGGUAGGGUAUGUGUGCUUUCUUUGCCUUCCUAUUUCCUUUCAAAGAAAUCUCUUGUAAAUUACAAAACUGUGAAUUGGGUUGCCAAAAACUGUUGCCCUUCGUUAGAUGCUUCAAACAGUGUAAAUCCUAUACUGCACCCUGUCCACCUCUGCUCCCUCCUCCCUCCCCUGAGAGUGAGGACCUCAUCCGACCAUGUAAUUACCAUUCGCUUGCUAUUAAAGAGCCUUUCAAACUCUG
Gorilla gorilla gorilla (western lowland gorilla) is the source of this 5976-nucleotide messenger RNA. RefSeq names its product maturin, neural progenitor differentiation regulator homolog (gene MTURN). Gene Ontology annotation, biological process: regulation of signaling; positive regulation of megakaryocyte differentiation. Bases 350 to 745 code for a protein of 131 amino acids. The record is from RefSeq and is a predicted model, not a curated record. Gene Ontology annotation, cellular component: cytoplasm. Lineage: Eukaryota; Metazoa; Chordata; Mammalia; Primates; Hominidae. The transcript has 3 exons.